GAAAGAGAGAGAGAGGAGAGAGAGAGGAGAGGAGAGUUUGAGCGCGCGCUUCAGAGGCUGAGCAGCUUUAAACCGACAAGGCUGCCCCACGCGCACGACUUUGCCUUUGUUUUGCUUCCCCACACGACGAUAAUCGAGGCAGGACGGAGUAAACUGAGGGUUGUUCUGGGGCCGGGCAGCUGAGAUGGUCGGCCUGUGACGGACUCUGGAGCCACUGGAGCAACAUGGCCGCCGCCAAGAAGAGCUGUGCCAAGGUGGGGGGGGUUCGCUUCUCAGAGGAACCGCCCGCCGCCGGAGCGCCGUCUCACGUUCACUUCGAGGAAAAGCUGCACGACUCCGUCGUCAUGGUGACGCUGGAGGACGACGGGAACUUCAUGGUUAAGGUCGGGUUCCUGAAGACGCAGCACCGCUACGAGAUCGUGUUCACGCUGCCGGAGGUUCCCGGUCUGGGCCGGGACGUGUGCCCCGCCCCCGUCCCCAGCCCACACCUGAGGAUCACCGACAUCACGCCCGCGCCAGAGGGAGGCCUGAGGGUGAAGUGCGAGUACAUGGCCCUGCAGGAGGGGGUCCUCUGCGAGGAGGCGCUGCUGCUCAGCGAGACCAACGACGCCGUCUCCGUCAGGGUCAAAGUUCAGGCCCGGGUCAUGGACCGGCACCACGGCACCCCCAUGCUGCUGGAGGGGGUGCGCUGCAUCGGGAUGGAGUUGGAGUACGACUCCGAGCAAAGCGACUGGCAGGGCUUCGACUAG
Menidia menidia (Atlantic silverside) is the source of this 749-nucleotide messenger RNA. The record is from the annotation of a GenBank genome assembly. Lineage: Eukaryota; Metazoa; Chordata; Actinopteri; Atheriniformes; Atherinopsidae.